Pieris napi is the source of this 548-nucleotide messenger RNA. Its product is annotated as endocuticle structural glycoprotein ABD-5-like. Lineage: Eukaryota; Metazoa; Arthropoda; Insecta; Lepidoptera; Pieridae. The transcript has 3 exons. The record is from RefSeq and is a predicted model, not a curated record. Gene Ontology annotation, molecular function: structural constituent of chitin-based larval cuticle. Gene Ontology annotation, cellular component: chitin-based extracellular matrix. Bases 102 to 449 code for a protein of 115 amino acids.
AGUGUUGAAAUAGAAAUAUCUUCAUAUAUAAGACCUUUAAACGCGUAACCAUCUCAUACAACAAGUAUUCUUUGAAGAAGCUAGACGAAUCAAAAGGAAAAAUGAGAUUGUUCGUUGUUCUUGCCUUGGUCGCAGCAGCCUCAUGCGCUCCCCAGAACCUUCAGGACGUACAGAUCCUGCGCUAUGAUUCUGACAACGCUGGAUUGGGAUCAUACGGCUACGCAUGGGAGCUCUCAGACGGUUCCAAACAUGAAGAGCGGGGGCAGUUAAAAAACCAAGGCACUGAAAACGAGAGCCUUGUUGUUCAAGGUCAGUACACCUGGGUCGGACCUGACGGUGUCACCUACGUUGUAAGCUACAUAGCUGAUGAGAACGGCUUCCAGCCCCAAAUAGAACAGGGACCAGGCGGUGCCGUCCCUCCAGGCGUUGUUGCUUCUCUCCUUGGAUAAAUAAGACUUAUUAUUUAAUAGCAAAAUACUCAGGGAUCUGUACAUAAUAUUUAUGUACCUAUUCUGCUUAGUAUAAGUAAAUAAAUUUAUAUAAUGAUA